Molecule: messenger RNA, 2239 nt
Organism: Otolemur garnettii (small-eared galago)
Lineage: Eukaryota; Metazoa; Chordata; Mammalia; Primates; Galagidae
Gene: KBTBD11
Product: kelch repeat and BTB domain containing 11
Exons: 1
Coding region: 293-2239 (648 amino acids)
Molecular function (GO): protein binding
Source: RefSeq, a predicted model, not a curated record
AGAACUGCAGAGAAACAGCAAUGUUGACCGCAGCCGUCUGCGCUGGCCGGGAAACCCGAACAAAUAGUCGAUCUUAAAAGUUACUGCAGUUCAAAAGUUCAGGGAGGGUUGGACACGCCCCCCCACCCCCCGCGCAGAAGAGGAGAGUGGGCAGGGUGAGGAGGGGGCGGCGUGUGGACACUUAAGUGAAAUCCGAUCUUGUGCCAAGAAAGCGUGUGCAGCUAGAAACCCCGAGUCACUACCGACCUUGAGCGGACCCGAGCGGCUGCCUGCGUGUAACAGCGGCCCAACCAUGGAGAACUCGGUGGCCCCUUGCGUCCUUUUCCCCGGGGCGCGAGGCCAUGCCGGGGCCGGAGAAGGCGCUCCGGGGAGUCCGGGAGAGGGCAGCCUGCAGCUGCCGGACGCCGCCGGGGGGGCGGGCGCUGCGUCCUCGGCGCAGACACCCUGCAGCCUCAGCGCGUCUCUGUGCUUCAGCUCCGGGGACGAUUCCCCGCCGCAGUCUCGCGCCUCCGCGGAGGACAGCGCAGCGACCUUCCCGCCCCCAUGUUGCGGCGGCCGGCGCGUGGUGAACCCGCAGUGGGAGGAUACCAGCGCGGGCUCCGGGUCCCCGGAGGAGCCCGCGUCCCCGGAAGAGCCCGUGUGUCCGGAAGAGACCGCAUCCCCGGAGGAGCGCGCGUACCCUGAGGAGCUUGCGUCUCCCAGAGAACCCACCCCGGAGGAGCCCGGGGAGCCCGCGCCAGUGCCUCCCGGGGCCGCUGCCGCCUACGGGGAGCCGGACCUGGUCAUCGAGGUGUCGGGUCGCCGGCUCCGCGCUCACAAGGCGGUGCUGGCCGCGCGCAGCGACUUCUUCCGCGCGCGCGCGUCGCGGGACGUGCUGCGAGUGCAGGGUGUGAGCCUGGCAGCGCUGCGGCUGCUGCUAGCCGACGCGUACAGCGGGCGCAUGGCGGGCGUGCGGCCCGACAACGUGGCCGAGGUGGUGGCCGGCGCGCGCCGCCUGCAGCUGCCCGGCGCCGCGCAGCGCGCCACCGACGCCGUGGGGCCGCAGCUAAGUCUGGCCAACUGCUACGAGGUGCUGAGCGCGGCCAAGCGGCAGCGCCUGUCUGAGCUGCGCGACGCCGCCUACCGCUUCAUGAGCGACCACUAUCUGGAGGUGCUGCGCGAGCCCAGCGUGUUCGGGCGUCUGUCGGGCGCGGAACGUGACCUGCUGCUGCGCCGCCGCCUGCGCGCGGGUCGCGCCCACCUACUUGUCGCGGCGCUCGGGCCUCCCGGGGACCGCGCAGGCAGCCGACCGCAGAGCCCCUUGGGGGACGCGGACGCGUGCGGCGACGCGGCCAUCUACUGCUACCACUCCGCAGCGGGAGAAUGGCGAGAGCUGACUAGGCUGCCGGAGGGCGCACCGGCGCGGGGAUGCGGCCUGUGUGUGUUCUACAACUACCUCUUCGUGGCUGGCGGCUUGGGGCCUCCGGGCCCCGAUGGCCUUGCGCGACCGUCCGAUCAGGUCUUUUGCUACAACCCGGCCACCGAUAGCUGGAGUACCGUGCGGCCGCUGCGCCAGGCGCGCUCGCAGCUGCAGCUGCUGGCCCUGGACGGACACCUGUACGCUAUAGGCGGCGAGUGCCUGCUCAGCGUGGAGCGCUACGACCCGCGCGCCGACCGCUGGGCCGCCGUGGCGCCGCUACCGCGGGGCGCCUUCGCCGUGGCCCACGAGGCUACCACCUGCAACGGCGAGAUCUACGUGUCCGGGGGCUCGCUGUUCUAUCGCCUGCUCAAGUACGACCCCCGGCGCGACGAGUGGCAGGAGUGCCCGUGCAGCAGCAGCCGCCAGCGAUCGGCCGACAUGGUGGCUCUCGACGGCUUCAUCUACCGCUUCGACCUAUGCGGAGGCCGUGGCGAAGCGCAGGCAGCUACCGGGCCUGGCUCGGGUGUGCGCGUCUCCCGCUACCACUGCCUGGCCAAGCAGUGGAGCCAGUGCACCUUGCUGCUGAGGCCGCCUGGCGCCCCCGCGGGCCUGCAGCCCUUCCGCUGCGCCGCCCUGGACGGCACCAUCUACUGCGUGAGCCGCGCGGGCACCUGGCGCUUUCUGCCCUCCUGCGACGGAGAGUCGGGUGGCGAUGCGGCCCUGGGUGGCAGCUUCGAGCCCGAGGCGCCCGGGGUCCCCGUGGACGCCCGACCUGCUCUCUUUCCAUUCGUGUUCAACCUGCCUGAGAAACCGGACAGAGUGGAGCAGGGCGCCGCGUAG